UUAGUUGAUUGGUUGGUUAAUCCAGAGUUUAAUAAAUGAUGCUUUUUUCUGGUUAUUGUUACAACUUUUUUGGCAACUUUUAAGCUGACAAGGUCCGUUAACCUUGGCAAGUUGCAUUGCGUUUCUUCCAUACUGACCAUAAUGGUGAAAAACAUUUACAUCUAAUCAGUUUUUAUCCUUGCUAAAGAUUUGACCAAUUUCCGGGGAACCCACAGAGAGUCGAAGGAACCAGGCAACAACAACGGCAAUGUUAACCCAUGUUAGGAGUAAUUGAAAAAUAUAUAAUCAUUAAAGUAGUGAGAAAUGUAAAGGUGAAAUUGAGAGAAAGAUGAGAAUCGAAAGGAUGAGAAUGAUGAUGUUGAAUGUAAGGUUAUAAUAAAUAGACUCCUCCUUGCCAGUCUCAGAUGCUUACGAGUUUAGAACAAGUUCAAAGUUUUCGUCUUUUCUUCGUCGAUUUGCUUACAUGUAAUAAUAAGCAAAGUGACCUGACACUUUUGGGAUACAAAAGGAGUUAAAAGACUGAAAACAGGAUCACAAUCAAGUUGAACUUACCUACGUUUACAUAAGAAACCAAGUAAAAGCAAGUCAACUUGUAUUCAGUGUUAAUUUAGUAUUUUAUUUACUCUCUAUGUAAGUGUUUCAUUUGUGAGUUUAAUUUGCAAAAAAUUGUUCAACUGUUCAAUUGACCGUUUAAACAUCGAAACAUCAGUUGAUCAAAAAAGUAAAGUUAAACAAAGUUAAUUCAAUCAAAAAUGGUUUACUUCAUUUCAACAGUUUCACUCCUUUUACUAGUAACAGUUGAUGCGUACGAAUUGGAUGAAAUAACUUAUUUACCUAACAAUUAUUGGUCCAUAAUGAAGUAUGCAACAACACCAGCAGCAUAUUCAUCAGUCCCUUAUAUUAAAAGACAAGGUAUAAUUCCUGGACCUCGAGUAGGUCGAUCAUUUGCUCUACCUUAUGACCAUCAUUACCAUCAAUUGAUUACUAGUGAUUCAACCAAUAAUAAUGUUGAUAAUAACAAUUUAAAUAGUGAUAAUGUUAAAAGUAAGAAUGUUAAUAAUAACAAGUAUAAUAAUAAAUAUGAUAGUCUCGAUAACUUUCACCCUGAAUUGCAUGAUUUCCAAUCAUUGACUGGAUUCAAUAGUCGAGGUAAAAGAUCAUUAAGACUGAGUGAUAUUGCUUCAGCUGCAUCCUCCUCAUCUGCAUCAAAUCCCUCACCUUCUUCAUCAACUGGAUCGGCUGUUGAUAUGGCUUCGAUUGAGGACAGUCCAAGUCCGCAAAGCAUGGCAAUUUACUCUCGAUCAACCCGUCAACUGAUUCCAGCUCCAAGGGUUGGUCGCUCAUCACCAUCAUCAUCAUUAUCCUCACCUUACUUAUCGCCUAACCUUUUAACAGGUUUCAGUCAACAAGCAAGCACGUACAAUCGAGCCUCGGACGAUGAGGUCAACAGUUAUGAAGGUGAUCAACAACUUGGUUACACUAGUUUAGGUACUCAUGGAGGGAUUCAGUUAUUGGCUGUUCCAAGAAACUAUUUAAAUCCUUUCAUUGCUAAAGAUUUAUUCAAACGGGUUGCCUUGACACCGAGAAUUGGACGAUCAGAUGGUUCAUCAAUUGGCUCAAAGGGCUGGUUAGACGAUGAUGAUUACUAUAAUCGAAUAAUCAAAUCAUCAUUUACACCGCGAGUUGGAAGAUCUGUUGAUGCUGUUAAUGGAGACAAAUCAAUGAAAAGUUCAAAACCGUAAAAGUUUUCAAACUUUUAAUUGUUUCCUUUUACUUUAAUUUUCAUCUUCUUUUAUUUUCAGUUAAGAUCAUCAUGAUUGUGUGUGUUUAUUUAUCAUUCAUUUAACAUGGAAAUUGUUAUCAUUUUUUCAACAUUCAGUAGAUUCAUUCAAUUAGCAUGGAAACUUAACAACACUCUUUGAUUGUUUCACACCAAAUUAAUCAAAUUAAACAAUGUUAAUUGUAGUUCAAUUAGUGAUGAUAACUUUUCUGUCCUUUUCAUUGUGAAUAAAAAUAAAGUUAUACUUUUAGUUUGUCCAAUAGUCAAAA
Tetranychus urticae (two-spotted spider mite) is the source of this 2049-nucleotide messenger RNA. RefSeq lists its product as uncharacterized. The record is from RefSeq and is a predicted model, not a curated record. NCBI's taxonomy places the organism in Eukaryota, Metazoa, Arthropoda, Arachnida, Trombidiformes, Tetranychidae.